CUUGCCAUUAACACCUCUUGUACCUAUAUUCCUUCCGAAAUUUUAAUAAGAAUUGUAGAUCCCAAAAUGAAGGUGAACAGCAGAACUCUAUCGUGUACUUCCAAGAACUUGAAUUUCUAUUUAAAAAGUAUCAGUGGAAGAUUUCCUUCCAGAAUCAGCCGGCAGGCUGAUUCUGAUGGAACUCCUAAACUGAAAUUUCGGCAUCGAGAUAUUGUUCCUGCUAAAAUUAUGAAGCAAGGGAUGAUUAUCGGCAAUGUAUUGAUCACUAAAUGCGCACCAAAGAAGAAAUAGAGUCCCUCAGCAGUUAAGCCAGUCUUUAGAGAACAGAUUGCUUGGAUCCCGAAGAACUGAAGUGAACUUUAAGCCCCACAAAGGUAGGAAUAAAGACUUGAAGGUACUUUACCAUCCUUGAGAAAAUCUCAGAAGCAAGAGGAAAUCUCUCAGGCAUAGUAACCGUAUGCACAAAAAUAAUAAUGGGUUUCAUGUUUCUCCCACCUGCACUGUUCAUAGUGAGCUAUCUAAGAGCUUAAAUACUGUACAGACGAAGGCAAAAUUUGAAAGUGAUUCUCAAAAAGAACCUCAUAGCCUCGGUAGUCCUCACCAUAGCAUACAUAAUAGAAGUGUUAAUUGGGGCACUAGUACUGGAAAACAAUGGUUUAAUGUUUCACAACGAGAACCCCAGAAGCACAUUCAGUCAUUUAUUCAAGAAACUACGGGCAGAAACAACGUCACUUAUGAUCAAGCAGCCAGCUUACAGUCAACACGGUACCUCCAAGAACUCUCUGAUGGGCAUUUUCAGCACCAGCAUGGUAAAAUAUCGUUGAAAACAAAGACAACCCCUUUUUGAGUUGAACCUCUUCAUCCUUUACCUGAUCUUUCAUACUUUCUGGGGCAUGAUUCCUUAGAAGGCAUUAAUCAGUCUCCAAAUCCCCACUUGGAGCCUAGUCCAGAGAAGCCAAACUUAAAGAAGAAGCGAUUGAUUAAUAAAAGAAAUGAGAUGAUCCAAAAGAACAAGGCUGUGUUCGGAGUCAAAGGAAAAAUGCUGAAGAUCCAUAACAAAGUUGAAGACAUUGUCUCUAAUAAAUAUGAUGUAGGUCUACAUCCUCUUUUAUCUCUCUAGUGUGCUGAUUUCCUCAGGAAAUGGAGAAAGAUGAAACUUAAGGUCAAAAAUAGGUAUAAGAAGACCAGAAGGGAUUAAUAUCCUAUUUAAUUAUUUUG
Molecule: messenger RNA, 1218 nt
Organism: Moneuplotes crassus
Lineage: Eukaryota; Ciliophora; Spirotrichea; Euplotida; Euplotidae
Source: the annotation of a GenBank genome assembly